This is a messenger RNA of Silurus meridionalis, 946 nucleotides long. RefSeq names its product complement factor H-like. The coding region runs from base 145 to 756 and encodes 203 amino acids. The record is from RefSeq and is a predicted model, not a curated record. The transcript is spliced from 5 exons. NCBI's taxonomy places the organism in Eukaryota, Metazoa, Chordata, Actinopteri, Siluriformes, Siluridae.
GAAAUCUUUGGCCCUGAUCUCUGGUUUCUGGUAAACGGAGGCUGAAAGGUCAAUCAUUAACGCUGCUUAUGAACUUAGCAACUUGUUUUGCAGCCGUUUAUUUCUGAAAUCGAACAGCUGAGGAGGAAAAGAGCGACGGAGAAGAUGAAGAUGAUUAUCCUGGCUUUUUCCAUUUGUACCUGGCAGGUGGUCUUGGGUCACACAUCGUGUACUAAGCCGUUUGUGCCCAACGCCAAACCUCUAGACGACUUAUUAGAAUACUAUCCUGAUGGAGGCUUUCUGAAAUAUCUAUGUGACAGCGGUUAUGAGUUCGUAGACACGCAUUACGCUCUGUGUGAAAACGGGAAUUGGAACCUGCCAGUCUGUAAACUUAAAACGUCGUGCACUUCCCCGCUUGUCCCGAAUGCUGAUUUGGCAGAGGAGUUUAUGGCAGCGAUCUACCCCACGGGAAGCUCUGUUCCAUUCGUGUGUGACAGAGGCUACGGGUUUGAAGGAACAAAAUACGCACAGUGUGUAAGUGGAAGUUGGAAGCUGCCUGUGUGUAAAAUUCUAGAUGAAGUGACGUGUGCUGCCCCCUAUGUGCCAAACGCCCAACCUGCACAUGCGUUAAAAAAAUCCUAUUCUUCCGGAGACACUGUUAGAUUCGUAUGCAACAGUUGCUACGGGUUUAAAGGAACCGAUUCUGCGCAGUGUGAAGAUGGAGUCUGGAGGCUGCCCGUGUGUAAAGCCUUGGGAGUGACCUGCAUCAACAGCUGAACCUGAAAGAGCUCCUGCUGCCCAUCAGAAAUCUUCCUUCUCACCUGUUUUAUUCCUGAGUUAUAAUUCAGCAGUUGGAGUUUAGUAGUUACAGUGAAGCUUAAAGAAGCAUCUACACACUGUAUACAUCUCAUUUCAAUAUUAUUAAAUAUAAAGAAAAAUGAAUAAAGUUUAUGAUCAAAUGAUGAUA